AUGAUGUCAUUGUGUUGUUUUCUUACAGGUUGUUUUCCUCCACUUGUUACGUGUAUUUCAACUCCAGUCAAUGAAACAGAAAUUUGUGAUGGAGUCAACAGUACUGAUACUCUCCUGUCAGCUGGUCUCUUGGAAGUCCCCUGUAAUAUCAGUCUGGAACAGUACGCUUGCUCUUCGCUGACAUGCUUCACUGCUAAAAACCUGGCUGAACUUCUGAUGUGUCAACUAUCCAGCAGCAGCAGUCACUCAAAGGAGAUCUGGAAAUUGCUUCUCACCAAAACCAAUGAUGUUCUAGAUCAAGCCCUCAUCAUCUUUUCCAAUACGUCUCAGCCAAUCAGAGGUGUGUCUGUGUCCAAUGUGCUGGAUGUGAUUGGUGAGCUGAGAUUGGAGCAGUUCAGUCCUGACCAAUGGAGUGAUAUCGGUUUCAUCAGCAUGUUGUUAGGUCAGACUCUGAGACCGUUUUUACCAUCCACAUCAGCGACUCUACUGAUGUGCCUUAGCCGCAAAAACCUCAGCUGCCCAAUUUACCAGAACAUUCUGGAGGAGUUCAGUUCUCAAUUCUCUCUAAUGGAUGAGACAGAGAGAAGAAACAUGGUGGAAUUUUUCAUCUUGCCCUUCCUCAGAGGAAACACGACAGAUCCGGGCUGUGUGUUCAGUGCUAACACCAACACUGAGUGGCUGCUAAUGAACUUUGGGCCGUUUGCUCAGUUUGUGUCUCUCAGAGAUGUGUUCUCCAUCAACACACACUUUGAUCCUUUGGAGACCCUGGUGUAUCUCUCUCCGGGUCAGAUGGUUGGACUGAUGGUUGAUGAACUUCCUGGUCUUCCAGAGAAAGAUGUGGUCAUCAAUAGAGUGUUUAAUCACCUGCUUGAGUCUCCUGUGGAACGAAGACUUCCAGAAGUUCUAGAAAACCUGCUCUCACGAUCACAGAUGGUCUUUAUUCCGUGCAGCUCCUACAUACUGAUUUUUACAAGACUGUUCCAGGCUUUACCCUUCCUGCCAUCAGAGAUGGUGACUCUGGUCCUCAACACAACUGAAGAACUCAAGCAGAAUGGAGAGAGAGGCUGUUCACUUCCUGAACCUCCAAUAUGUCUAGUCACACCAGUGAAUGCUACAAGAGUUUGUGCAGCAGUCAACAGUAAUGAGCUGGAGACUCUCCUGUCAGCUGGUCUCUUGGAAGUCCCCUGUAAUAUCAGUCUGGAACAGUACGCUUGCUCUUCGCUGACAGGCUUCACUGCUAAAAACCUGGCUGAACUUCUGAUGUGUCAACUAUCCAGCAGCAGCAGUCACUCAAAGGAGAUCUGGAAAUUGCUUCUCACCAAAACCAAUGAUGUUCUAGAUCAAGCCCUCAUCAUCUUUUCCAAUACGUCUCAGCCAAUCAGAGGUGUGUCUGUGUCCAAUGUGCUGGAUGUGAUUGGUGAGCUGAGAUUGGAGCAGUUCAGUCCUGACCAAUGGAGUGAUAUCGGUUUCAUCAGCAUGUUGUUAGGUCAGACUCUGAGACCGUUUUUACCAUCCACAUCAGCGACUCUACUGAUGUGCCUUAGCCGCAAAAACCUCAGCUGCCCAAUUUACCAGAACAUUCUGGAGGAGUUCAGUUCUCAAUUCUCUCUAAUGGAUGAGACAGAGAGAAGAAACAUGGUGGAAUUUUUCAUCUUGCCCUUCCUCAGAGGAAACACGACAGAUCCGGGCUGUGUGUUCAGUGCUAACACCAACACUGAGUGGCUGCUAAUGAACUUUGGGCCGUUUGCUCAGUUUGUGUCUCUCAGAGAUGUGUUCUCCAUCAACACACACUUUGAUCCUUUGGAGACCCUGGUGUAUCUCUCUCCGGGUCAGAUGGUUGGACUGAUGGUUGAUGAACUUCCUGGUCUUCCAGAGAAAGAUGUGGUCAUCAAUAGAGUGUUUAAUCACCUGCUUGAGUCUCCUGUGGAACGAAGACUUCCAGAAGUUCUAGAAAACCUGCUCUCACGAUCACAGAUGGUCUUUAUUCCGUGCAGCUCCUACAUACUGAUUUUUACAAGACUGUUCCAGGCUUUACCCUUCCUGCCAUCAGAGAUGGUGACUCUGGUCCUCAACACAACUGAAGAACUCAAGCAGAAUGGAGAGAGAGGCUGUUCACUUCCUGAACCUCCAAUAUGUCUAGUCACACCAGUGAAUGCUACAAGAGUUUGUGCAGCAGUCAACAGUAAUGAGCUGGAGACUCUCCUGUCAGCUGGUCUCUUGGAAGUCCCCUGUAAUAUCAGUCUGGAACAGUACGCUUGCUCUUCGCUGACAGGCUUCACUGCUAAAAACCUGGCUGAACUUCUGAUGUGUCAACUAUCCAGCAGCAGCAGUCACUCAAAGGAGAUCUGGAAAUUGCUUCUCACCAAAACCAAUGAUGUUCUAGAUCAAGCCCUCAUCAUCUUUUCCAAUACGUCUCAGCCAAUCAGAGGUGUGUCUGUGUCCAAUGUGCUGGAUGUGAUUGGUGAGCUGAGAUUGGAGCAGUUCAGUCCUGACCAAUGGAGUGAUAUCGGUUUCAUCAGCAUGUUGUUAGGUCAGACUCUGAGACCGUUUUUACCAUCCACAUCAGCGACUCUACUGAUGUGCCUUAGCCGCAAAAACCUCAGCUGCCCAAUUUACCAGAACAUUCUGGAGGAGUUCAGUUCUCAAUUCUCUCUAAUGGAUGAGACAGAGAGAAGAAACAUGGUGGAAUUUUUCAUCUUGCCCUUCCUCAGAGGAAACAUGACAGAUCCGGGCUGUGUGUUCAGUGCUAACACCAACACUGAGUGGCUGCUAAUGAACUUUGGGCCGUUUGCUCAGUUUGUGUCUCUCAGAGAUGUGUUCUCCAUCAACACACACUUUGAUCCUUUGGAGACCCUGGUGUAUCUCUCUCCGGGUCAGAUGGUUGGACUGAUGGUUGAUGAACUUCCUGGUCUUCCAGAGAAAGAUGCGGUCAUCAAUAGAGUGUUUAAUCACCUGCUUGAGUCUCCUGUGGAACGAAGACUUCCAGAAGUUCUAGAAAACCUGCUCUCACGAUCACAGAUGGUCUUUAUUCCGUGCAGCUCCUACAUACUGAUUUUUACAAGACUGUUCCAGGCUUUACCCUUCCUGCCAUCAGAGAUGGUGACUCUGGUCCUCAACACAACUGAAGAACUCAAGCAGAAUGGAGAGAGAGGCUGUUCACUUCCUGAACCUCCAAUAUGUCUAGUCACACCAGUGAAUGCUACAAGAGUUUGUGCAGCAGUCAACAGUAAUGAGCUGGAGACUCUCCUGUCAGCUGGCCUCUUGGAAGUCCCCUGUAAUAUCAGUCUGGAACAGUACGCUUGCUCUUCGCUGACAGGCUUCACUGCUAAAAACCUGGCUGAACUUCUGAUGUGUCAACUAUCCAGCAGCAGCAGUCACUCAAAGGAGAUCUGGAAAUUGCUUCUCACCAAAACCAAUGAUGUUCUAGAUCAAGCCCUCAUCAUCUUUUCCAAUACGUCUCAGCCAAUCAGAGGUGUGUCUGUGUCCAAUGUGCUGGAUGUGAUUGGUGAGCUGAGAUUGGAGCAGUUCAGUCCUGACCAAUGGAGUGAUAUCGGUUUCAUCAGCAUGUUGUUAGGUCAGACUCUGAGACCGUUUUUACCAUCCACAUCAGCGACUCUACUGAUGUGCCUUAGCCGCAAAAACCUCAGCUGCCCAAUUUACCAGAACAUUCUGGAGGAGUUCAGUUCUCAAUUCUCUCUAAUGGAUGAGACAGAGAGAAGAAACAUGGUGGAAUUUUUCAUCUUGCCCUUCCUCAGAGGAAACACGACAGAUCCGGGCUGUGUGUUCAGUGCUAACACCAACACUGAGUGGCUGCUAAAGAACUUUGGGCCGUUUGCUCAGUUUGUGUCUCUCAGAGAUGUGUUCUCCAUCAACACACACUUUGAUCCUUUGGAGACCCUGGUGUAUCUCUCUCCGGGUCAGAUGGUUGGACUGAUGGUUGAUGAACUUCCUGGUCUUCCAGAGAAAGAUGUGGUCAUCAAUAGAGUGUUUAAUCACCUGCUUGAGUCUCCUGUGGAACGAAGACUUCCAGAAGUUCUUCAGCUCCUUACCGCUUUCUCUAGUCCUCUCAGCUGUCAAUCCAAUCAGUUAAUAUUCAUGCAACUUGACAACAUCUUGAGAUUGUCACCUGGUGAUUUGGAGCCCAUCAUCUGGGCGAGUGUUUAUAACUUCAGCCGCACAACACCCUCAGGUUGCUCUGUAUUCCCACCUGUGAAUGAGCAGUGUCCAUUGACUCCAUACAACGAGUCUGAGGUGUGCAGUGGAGUGGACAGCUCUGCAUUACAGAAGUACCUGAAUAAUGGAGACACAUCAAAGAUGCUUUGCGAUUUCAGUAUCCCACAAUAUGCCUGUACCCCGGUUUUAAAUGUCAGUGUUGAGCACCUGGUCUCUAUACUGGAGUGUAAGAUGUCUACUGAUGUCACAAGCUCACCUGAGAGCUGGAAGCUCUUCCUGGCCAGAGUUUCACACCUGCUGGACUCCGCCUUCUACAUACUCUCCAACAGGUCUGUGUGGUGGAGCGGUCAAUCUGCCUCUGUUGUUCUGGAUGUGCUGCGAGAGCUCCGACUGGACAGACUCACGGACGAUGGAGUCGUCACCCUGUGGUUCGGCGAGCGUCUCAGACCGCUCCUGCUGUUUCCAUCGAGAACGUUCCUGCAAUGUUUGCGCAGCAGGACUUUCAGCUGCCAGAACUUCCAGAGAGUAGUUGAGGCGUUCAGUGCAGGAUUUCUCCAGAUGGAUCAACUUCAGAAGGAAAUAACAGUGACAGAAUUCAUCUUACCUUUCCUCUCUGAAAGGACACCAGGUGCAGCGUGUGUGUCUAAUGACAGCGCUCUGUGGCUCAUCAGUAACUUUGGGCAGUUUUCAACACUCCUCUCUCUGAAUCAACUGAUCUCACUCAACCCGCAAAUCAACCUGUUGGAGACCCUGGUGUAUCUGUCUCCAGAGCAGUUAGCAAGACUGAUUGUUGGAAAUCUGACUGGUCUUCAGGAGAAAAAUGUGGUCAUCGCUGCAGUGUUCCAUCAUCUGACUGCGUCUCCACAGAGAAUUCCUGAAUUUCUGCUCUUCCUGGUUGAAUUUUCAAAGACGAGCAACAUCUCCUGUCUGUCAUAUCGAGCCAUUUUCCAUCAUCUGGAUCACCUGACCAUCAGUGUGCCAGUGGAUCUGGAGACACAGAUUCUGUGGAGUAAAACAGCUCUGCUGCAGGAUGUGCCACCAGGUUGUGUGAGCUUCAGUGGAGUGUGUGACGUCACACCCGUGAACGAAACGUCAGUGUGCAAGAAUGUCAACAGCUCUGUUGUGUCGGAGUAUCUCAGCUCUUUUCAUGAUGGCAGUCAGCUCUGUGAUUUCAACAUCACACAGUACGCUUGUGCAGAGUUGACAGGUCUGAGCACACAGGACCUCGUGACGGUGUUGUCAUGCGGUCUCAACAGUAACGAAAAUGUAUCAGAGGAGAAGUGGAAACUGUUCACGCUGAAGAUUAACAAUCUGCUGGGUCCCGCCCUCGACCAGCUUGCCACCAUGAAGCUGAAUAAGUCCCACCCCUCCAUGUCAUUCUUGAAUAUGAUUGGAGAGGUGACUCUGAGCACCUUCAGCUCAACCAAUCUGCAAGAUGAUUCGUUCAUCCAGCGCUGGUUUAACGUCAGGCUCCGCCCAUUUUUACCUCAUGCCUCUGAGAAGUUUCUGUCCUGUCUCGCCACCAGAGACUUCAGCUGCGACACCUUCAGGAGUGUCGUUGAGAUCUUCAGUCAGAGUUUUGACGUCAUGUCCACAGAUACACAAGCAAAUGUCUAUGUUGACUUCAUCAAAGUCUUCCUCUCUCUCAACAACACUGCAGGGUGUGUGGACGUCUUGCAGAGCAGCUCUGAUUGGCUGACCAUGAACUUUGCACGUUUCGCUGUUUUCACCUCAAUCAGCGACCUGCAGAUACUCAACCCCAACUUCACUGUGUUGGACACUCUGAGUCUGUUGAGUGUGAGACAGUUAGUGGAGGUGUCCAGCACACCCGGCGUCCUCACCAGCACCACUGCGGUCAACCAGCUGCUGCUCAAUAUACCAGACAAUCAAUUCACUGCAUUCUACACAUCACUGUCUGCUGCUCUACAGUUGCAGGGUGUGUUGCUCGCUCCUCCUGUCCGUGAAGCCUUCCUGCAGCAGGUGUUUGUCAGAGCAAAUCUGACGACAGUAUCAGACGCUCAGCUGGAAGGCUGGAUCCAGAAAAUUCUGCCUCCAUUCGUACAAGACAUCACAGUCCAACAGACCACACAAUACUUCAGCAUUAUACAGCAGAGACCCUGCUCCAUCAGCCAGCAGGGGGUUCAGCUGCUGAACUUGUCUGUCUCCACCUUCCAGCCCGCAACACAAGAUCAGAUUUACCAACAAAUCCUCAGCUCUUUACAAGGGCCCAACCCGCUGCGUUGCUAUGGUAACCAGAGUUACUACUCCUUCCUGGUGUCGUCCUUCAUGAGUUUCCAGUUCCCGAAUCUGAGCACGUUCCUGUCGCUGAUGCCUCCUGCUCGAGUGUCAGAGCUGUUGGCUUCAUUGUCUCCAGCGGAGGUCAGUAGCCUCCUGAACCGUCCAAACGCUGUGGACGAUGUAACUAAACUCUGCGAGCUUCUCACAAACUACCCAAAAACAUCACAGUACUUACAGAUGGAGCGGGUGGGUUCUGUCAGUUUGGCCCAGCAGGUGUUGUCCUGUGUGUGGUCUCGGGUUCUGAAGGUGGACGUCCAGUCUGAAGUGGAUCAGUGGUUUGAUUAUCGACUUGUGCAGUAUCUGCCGUUCCUAACCUCACAAUUCAUCAAUCCAGACGUCAUGCUGGACACCUCCUGCCUCUCCUUCAGGAAGUUUGUGACAGUGAUGGGUAAAUACAACUACAGUAUGACAGACUUCACUCAAGGAGACAUCUACAGUAUCAUCCAGAUGUACCUGAACACCUCUUCUGCUCCGAAAUGUUAUAAUGCGUCUAACCCUAAUCUUAACUCCACCGCCUGGUUCGCCAACUACAUCGGCGUCUUCCUGAGCUUCAUCACACUGGAUGAUCUCUUACACUUCGGCUCUUCACAGCUCCAGCCAUUCACAGUAAACCUGGAGAACCUUCAGCUCUUUAAGCAGUUCAGCAUUCCUGAUAACGUCACAGAGUUCUACAUGACUCUGUUGUUCCAGGAGAACCCGUCCUUCAGCGCCUUCUAUCUUCCAGAGAAGUUUCUCUGUCUGGCUCCUCCGAACUCCUUCCUUCAGUUGAAUAUGACGCAGUUAAUGAUCAUCUCACCAAGCGUCCAUCAGACCUGCACCACCAUACAACCUGACGUGUCGGCCGCUAUGGCGAGUAUCACCCCUGUUCUGACGGUGGACUCCAUCAUAGCUCUCAAUCAGUCGAGUACAGGUUUGAGUACAGAUCAGAUCAGUCGGACAGGAGGGGCGGUGCUUCAUAAUACUCUGUAUGUGCUCAGCGCUGUGAUUGGCUGGAAUCAAGAUCAGGCCAUGACAAUCAUUCAAACGCUGCUGUCGUCUGGAGUUUACCAGAUUAAUGAUAUGGAAAGUCUUCAGCGUUUGGGUUCAUUAAUCAUCGGAAUUUCAUCAUCAAUUAUCAACUCAAUACAAAACAAUUUUGUGCUCAACGCCGUCAAAUUACCAUCAUUCCUGACCAACGUGAUGACUGCACCUGUGAUCAUACAACAGACUAUAGUCAGCCAGAUUAUCUCUGUGAACACGGCCUCUGACACCAUCAUCACAAACGUUCCUAACGUCUUGGCGACAGAGAUCCCACGUAACUUCCUGCUGGGUGUGUCCUCCUCUUCUGCGGUGACUGUCAAUGAAAAGAAAUGGAAACCUGAGCAGGCCAUGUUGCUGUUCGAAACAGUUGCCACGGAGAUCAGCGAUCCAUAUAUCAUCUCAUUUCAGGUGUUGCAGGGUUUCACCUGUACAAGAAUCCAGAAGUUCAACCCAGAAAAAAUUCGAAGUUUAAUCAGCGGAUGCCAACGGCGCGGUAAUGACACGGUCGUCCUGCAGGAGUCACAGUUGACGUGCAUGUAUCAGUACAUUAAGAGUGGAGAUAUAAACGCGUUCUCUCAGUACCCCGCUGAACUGCUGCUCUAUUACGAAUACUCUCUGAUCGACAGAUCUCUGUGUCGCUCGUAUUUCUCUGCGCUGGGAACAGCUGAUUUCUCUGUGCUCUCCAACACACUGUCAUUCAAGAAACAAACACUCUUCAACAACGCCAGAGAGUGUCUGAAAAUCUCUGGGUUUAAUAUCAGCCGUGAGCAGCUGCAUGUUUUAGGAAUGAUGUGCUGCAUUCUGAGCACUGAUUACAUCCAGAACUCUGAUCCGUAUGUGCUGGAGAAACUCAAACAGUGUCCUGAUUUAACACAACAGCAGAUCUCUGCCAUAGAGACUGUACUGCUGACAGGAAACACAACCUACGGAUCUCCAGACACCUGGAACAAAGUCACUCUGGACAAUCUGGGAAUUCUGCCUCUGUACAUCACCUCCAACAUAUGGGACAAAAUCUCACAGGUGGACAAGCAGAAGUUUCUUAAGACGUUUAUUCGUGGACUGAGGAAGAGAGAUGUUUCAGAGACAAAGAUCGUAAACAUGGUUAAACAGUCGAGCAAAUCCUUAAGAUUCAAAAGAGCCACUGAAUGUACAGUUGGAGACAUAACGCAGGUGCAGAUUUAUAGUGAAAUUUUUCCAUUCAACUACGAUGUGACUCAGUUUAACUUCUGUUUGAGCGUCCAAAUGCUGAAGUUCAACCUGGAGGCCAUCACAGAUAAAGUCUAUGACAGAGACUUCCAGAGAAUUCUCCUCAAUAAACUCAACCAGGCGUAUCCUGAUGGAAUCCCUGAUGAGGUGCUGCAGGUUUUAGGCUCCUCCUCCCGUGCGGCCGUGCCUGAUGAUGUCAAAAAAUGGAGCGUGACGAAGAUUGACACACUGUCAUCUCUGAUGAACUCACGACAUGGAGACUGGGACCCUCAGAUGGUUCAGCUGAUCGUCAGUAAGUAUCUGAGUGUGAAUGGAAACUCUCUGGGCACUAAUGAACUGAACUCCAUCAGAGGAUCAAACCUCUGUGCACUGAACACAAGUGUGCUGAACAACAUCACCGCAGCCAGUGUGGAGCGGGCGGCUGCUCUCUCUCUCACUAACUGCACUUCAGAAAAGAAGAGGACUCUGUUUGGUAUCGCUCAGAACGCAUUCAGUGCAACAAACACACGCAGUACAGACACAGUCAGCACCACAACAUACCAGCUGAUGCAGUCUUACCUCGGUGGUGCGGAUUCUACGUUUAUUCGUAAACUUGUAAAUUCCAACGUCAACAUGGAUCUGACUACCUUCAUUGGUCUGGAGCAAAGCGUAAUCAACACGCUGAAUGUGAUCGAUGUGAAGAGUUUGUUAGGUGUGAAUGUAGCCGAUCUGAAGACGUAUGAAAGCGCAUCACAGGUGCAGGAAUGGAUUAAACUGCAGCUGCAGUCAGAUCUCGACACGCUCAAGAUCGGCCUGACGGGUGGCAGGAACUCCACCGUAACCAGUAACCCUUCCUCCACCAACAGCACGACAAAAGCGCCGUCAUCACAGAGCAGCACCGCAUCAGUCACCGGAGUGAACACUGCCACCAACUCCACCACAGCUGCCGGGUCCAGAGUUUGGGCUCCUGUCUGUCUGCAGCUGUUCCUAUUGGCUGUUCCUAUGAUGACACUCCAGCUGCUACACUGAUGACAUCACAGUCUCUGUAUUUACACUGUUAAUAUUUAAAAGUUUUUCUGCACUUUUGUUUUUCUUGAAUUCAUCACAUCUUCAAGGAUGAACUAUUUCUGUGUAUAUGAAUAAAUCAGACACAUCAGCAUGUUUUCACAGAUUCUGCAGGAUCUGGUGAGAAAAUCUGAUUCACAUCAGAAACUGCCUGUUACAGAUUCAACAAAAUGCAAUAAAUAAUCUGAUUACAUUAAACUUCA
Myxocyprinus asiaticus (Chinese sucker) is the source of this 9944-nucleotide messenger RNA. RefSeq lists its product as uncharacterized. The transcript has 90 exons. Gene Ontology annotation, biological process: cell-matrix adhesion. The record is from RefSeq and is a predicted model, not a curated record. Bases 1 to 9705 code for a protein of 3234 amino acids. Gene Ontology annotation, cellular component: cell surface. NCBI's taxonomy places the organism in Eukaryota, Metazoa, Chordata, Actinopteri, Cypriniformes, Catostomidae.